Molecule: messenger RNA, 3864 nt
Organism: Rangifer tarandus platyrhynchus (Svalbard reindeer)
Lineage: Eukaryota; Metazoa; Chordata; Mammalia; Artiodactyla; Cervidae
Source: the annotation of a GenBank genome assembly
AUGGCGGGCGCCAGGCCCGGCGUCCACGCGCUGCAGCUGGAGCCGCCCACCGUCGUGGAGACCCUGCGGCGCGGGAGUAAGUUCAUCAAAUGGGACGAGGAGGCCUCCAGUCGGAACUUGGUAACCCUGCGUGUGGACUCCAAUGGCUUCUUCCUGUACUGGACGGGACCCAACAUGGAGGUGGACACACUGGACAUCAGCUCCAUCAGAGACACCAGGACGGGCCGCUACGCCCGCCUGCCCAAGGACCCCAAGAUCCGGGAGGUGUUGGGCUUUGGGGUCCCUGAUGCCCGGUUGGAGGAGAAGCUGAUGACAGUGGUGGCCGGGCCAGACCCGGUGAAUACAACAUUCUUGAACUUCAUGGCCGUGCAGGAUGAUACAGCAAAGGUCUGGUCCGAGGAGCUCUUCAAGUUGGCUAUGAACAUCCUGGCUCAGAACGCCUCCCGGAACACCUUCUUGCGCAAAGCAUACACGAAGCUGAAGCUGCAGGUGAACCAGGAUGGACGGAUUCCAGUCAAGAACAUCCUGAAGAUGUUCUCAGCAGACAAGAAACGGGUAGAAACUGCGCUGGAAUCCUGUGGCCUCAAUUUCAACCGAAGCGAGUCCAUCCGGCCUGACGAGUUUUCCUUGGAAAUUUUCGAGCGGUUCCUGAACAAGCUGUGUCUGCGACCGGACAUUGACAAGAUCCUGCUGGAGAUAGGUGCCAAGGGCAAACCUUACCUGACGCUGGAGCAGCUCAUGGAUUUCAUCAACCAGAAGCAGCGGGACCCGCGGCUCAAUGAAGUGCUGUACCCACCCCUGCGGCCCUCCCAGGCCCGGCUGCUCAUCGAGAAGUAUGAGCCCAACAAGCAGUUCCUGGAGCGAGGUGAGCCAGCACGGGAGUUGGGGGCGAGGCGGGAGGGCCCCCCCGAUCCUACUGACCCCACCUGCCCCCCAGACCAGAUGUCCAUGGAGGGCUUCAGCCGCUACCUGGGAGGUGAGGAGAACGGCAUCCUGCCGCUUGAGGCCUUGGAUCUGAGCGCAGACAUGACCCAGCCGCUCAGCGCCUACUUCAUCAAUUCCUCGCACAACACCUAUCUCACGGCGGGGCAGCUGGCCGGAACCUCGUCGGUGGAGAUGUACCGGCAGGCGCUGUUGUGGGGCUGCCGCUGCGUGGAGCUGGACGUGUGGAAGGGGCGGCCGCCCGAGGAGGAGCCGUUCAUCACCCACGGCUUCACCAUGACCACGGAGGUGCCACUGAGAGAUGUGCUCGAGGCCAUUGCGGAGACCGCCUUCAAGACCUCGCCCUACCCUGUCAUCCUCUCCUUUGAGAACCAUGUGGACUCGGCGAAACAGCAGGCUAAGAUGGCCGAGUACUGCCGCUCCAUCUUUGGGGACGCGCUGCUCAUCGACCCCUUAGACAAGUACCCGCUGGCCCCGGGCGUCCCCCUGCCCAGCCCCGAGGACCUGAUGGGCCGCAUCCUGGUGAAGAACAAGAAGCGGCACCGACUGGGUAGCGGUGUCCCCGAUAGCUCCGUGCGCAAGCGGCCACUGGAACAGAGCAACUCGGCCCUGAGCGAGAGCUCCGCCACCACCGAGCCCUCCUCGCCCCAGCUCGGGUCCCCCAGCUCUGACAGCUGCCCAGGCCUGAGCAACGGGGAGGAGGCGGGCCUCGAGAAGCCCAGCCUGGAGCCUCGGAAAUCUCUGGGGGAGGAGGGUUUGCAGCGGGGCCCUGAUGCUCUUGGACCUGCCUACCGGGAGGAUGAGGAAGAGGAUGAGGAAGAGGAGGAACAGACGGACCCCAAAAAGCCGACCACGGAUGAGGGCACCGCCAGCAGUGAGGUCAACGCCACUGAGGAAAUGUCCACACUCGUCAACUACAUCGAGCCUGUCAAGUUCAAGUCCUUCGAGGCUGCUCGAAAGAGGAACAAGUGCUUCGAGAUGUCAUCCUUCGUGGAGACCAAGGCCAUGGAGCAACUGACCAAGAGCCCCAUGGAGUUUGUGGAGUACAACAAGCAGCAGCUCAGCCGCAUCUACCCGAAGGGCACGCGCGUGGACUCGUCCAACUACAUGCCCCAGCUCUUCUGGAACGUGGGCUGCCAGCUCGUUGCACUCAACUUCCAGACCCUGGAUGUGCCGAUGCAGCUCAAUGCAGGUGUGUUCGAGUACAAUGGGCGCAGUGGCUACCUACUCAAGCCUGAGUUCAUGCGGCGGCCAGACAAGUCCUUUGACCCCUUCACCGAAGUCAUCGUGGAUGGCAUUGUGGCCAAUGCCGUGCGGGUCAAGGUGAUCUCGGGGCAGUUCCUGUCCGACAGGAAGGUGGGCAUCUACGUGGAGGUGGACAUGUUCGGGCUCCCCGUUGAUACGCGGCGCAAGUACCGCACACGGACCUCACAGGGGAACUCGUUCAACCCCGUGUGGGAUGAGGAGCCCUUCGACUUCCCCAAGGUGGUGCUGCCCACGCUGGCUUCGCUGCGCAUCGCGGCCUUUGAGGAGGGGGGCAAGUUCGUGGGGCAUCGGAUCCUGCCUGUCUCCGCCAUCCGCUCAGGGUACCACUACAUCUGCCUGCGGAACGAGGCCAACCAGCCGCUGUGUCUGCCAGCCCUGCUCAUCUACACCGAGGCCUCCGACUACAUCCCCGACGACCACCAGGACUAUGCAGAGGCCCUGAUCAACCCUAUCAAGCAUGUCAGCCUGAUGGACCAGAGGGCCAAGCAGCUGGCCGCCCUCAUUGGGGAGAGCGAGGCUCAGGCUGGCCCGGAGACAAGCCAGGAGACCCAGUCUCAGCAGCUGGGGUACCAACUGAACCCAAACCCCACGCCCAGCCCACUGGACGCCUCCCCGCGUCGGCCCCCAGGCCCAGCCACCUCCCCCACCAGCUCCUCCAUCAGCUCCUCCAUCAGCAGCCCAGGUAAGGGGUGGCCUGGGGGUAGGCGGAGGGAGGGGAAUAGCUGUGCUUCUCCAGCUUCUCACAGCCAGCCCUGCCUCUGCUUUCCAGGUCAGCGUGAUGAUCUCAUCGCCAGCAUCCUCUCAGAGGUGGCUCCGGCCCCGCUGGACGAGCUCCGAGGCCACAAGGCCCUGGUGAAGCUCCGGAGCCGGCAAGAGCGAGACUUCCGGGAGCUGUACAAGAAACAUCAGCGGAAGGCCGUUGCCCUCACGCGCCGGUUGCUCGACAACCUGGCCCAGGCCCGCGCGGGGAGCAGGUGCCGACAGCGGCCCAGUGUCCUAAGCGGGGAGGAUGAGAGGGCAGAAGAGGAAGAGGUGAGCAGGUAUCAAGAGUUCCAGAAGAAACAGGUGCAGUGUCUGCUAGAGCUGAGGGAGGCCCAGGCGGACACAGAGGCGGAGCGGAGGCUGGAGCACCUGCAGCAGGCUCAGCUGAAGCUCAGGGAGGUUGUCCUGGACGCUCACAUGACUCAGUUGAAGAAACUGAAGGAGAUAAACGAGAGGGAGAAGAAGGAACUACAGAAGAUCCUGGACAGGAAACGCCAUAACAGUAUCUCAGAGGCCAAGACCAGGGAGAAACAUAAGAAGGAGGCGGAACUGACAGAGAUUAACCGUCGGCACAUCACUGAGUCGGUCAACUCCAUCCGUCGGCUGGAGGAGGCCCAGAAGCAGCGGCAGGAACGCCUUGUGGCUGGGCAGCAGCAGAUCCUCCAACAGCUGGCGGAAGAGGAGCCCAAGCUGCUGGCCCAGCUGGUCCAGGAGUGUCAGGAGCAGCGGGAGAGGCUGCCCCAGGAGAUCCGCUGGAGCCUGCUGGGCGAGACACAGGAGGGACUGGGGGACGGGCAUCUGGUCGCCUGUGCCAGCAACGGUCACGCGCCUGGGAGCAGCGGGCACCUGCCUGGUGCUGACUCAGAGAGCCAGGAGGAGACUACAAAGCUCUGA